CAAGUAAACUUUGAGUGUUUGUUUCCACACGAGCAAAUAAUCCCGGUUAAUCGGCGCUACGUAGAGGAGAUGGCAGCCCUCCGGACGGCACUCCAUGCACGAGUUGUUCAGGCCCUCCCUUUCUCCUUUGGCUCACUGCGGUUCGCCAGCUCCUUUAAGGCGGCAGACCUCACCGUCGAACGCAACUCAGCAUGCAAGCCGAAGCCCGACCCCUCCACGCUGCUUUUCGGCAAACAGUUCUCUGACCACAUGUUGACCAUCAGCUGGUCGGAGAAGAGCGGCUGGGACGCGCCGCAGAUCAAGCCUUUCCAGAACCUGUCGCUGCACCCGGCCACCUCUGCCCUGCACUACUCCAUAGAGCUGUUCGAAGGCAUGAAGGCUUUCCGUGGAGUCGACAACCACGUCCGUCUGUUCAGGCCUAUGCACAACAUGGAGCGGAUGCAUCGGAGUGCAGAAAGAAGCUGCCUUCCUCUGUUUGAUAAAGGCGAGCUGCUGGAGUGCAUCAGGAAGCUGGUGGAGGUCGACCAGGAGUGGGUCCCGUACUCCCAGGACGCCAGCCUCUACAUCAGACCCACCUUCAUCGGCACCGAGCCAUCUCUCGGUGUCUCUCGAGCCGGAAGUGCACUAAUCUUUGUCAUCAUCGGCCCAGUGGGACCCUACUUUGCCACAGGAUCCUUCAACCCCGUUUCUCUGUUUGCAGACCCUUCGUUUGUCAGAGCUUGGAAAGGAGGCGUCGGGGCGUACAAAAUGGGAGGCAACUACGGGCCGACGAUAGCGCUGCAGAACGAGGCGCUGAAGCAGGGCUGCCAGCAGGUGCUCUGGCUGUACGGACCGGACGAGGAGAUCACCGAGGUCGGCACCAUGAACCUCUUCAUCCUCUGGAACAACAAGGACGGAGAGAGAGAGCUGAUGACUCCGCCCCUGGACGGCAUUAUUCUCCCCGGAGUGACCCGGCAGUCCCUGCUGGACUUGGGCAGAGCCUGGGGGGAGUUUAAGGUGACGGAGCGAACGAUGGGCAUGAAGGAGUUUCUGGGCGCCCUGGAUGCUGGAAGAGUCCUGGAGGUGUUUGGAGCGGGGACGGCCUGCGUCGUCUGUCCGGUCGGCAGCCUCCUCUACCAGGGAAAGACGUACCAGAUCCCCACCAUGAAGAACGGUCCAGAUCUGGCAAAAAGGUUCUACAAAGAGCUGACUGACAUUCAGUACGGACGCAAGCUGAACGACUGGGCGCCGCUGGUCGUCUAAAGAGCUGCUUUUACCUCGACGGUCGGACGACCAGCAGCCGCACCAACCUCUCGGGCGGCUUUCACAACUUCCUCCUUCUCUGCAGACUCUCACCGGACAACGUUUGCUGGUUUGAAUGUAACAGUUUGACUUGGAAAGUAAUAUUAACAACAACAUGCAAUGUUCUACACAUGUUCACGCAGGGGAGAGAGAGACAGAGAGAGAAAUACGCGCAAAUACAAGAAACGGGGAGAUCGAACGUCGACGAAACAGAUAUUACACGUACGACACUAUCAAUACAGACAUUCAAGCGUUAGUCAGCUCAUGUUUUAGUGGCACAAACAUCUAUUUUCAUCAUUCCGAGGUGAAAGUAGGCACAACCCGGCGCGUCUGUGGCGCUUUAGGGGAGAUUUUACAUGUUCGCUGUGUAGGACUUUAAUAUUAGACGCUUAGUCUCCCGGCAGGAUGCAGCAGCCUCAGGCACCGUUUCUCAUCAGCAAAUGAUUAACCGACGCCACGUAGCACAGCCGGCGGUGUUUUUCUCCUGGACGUUAAACGCGUUGGUCCAUGGCGAGUUUCGUCUCCGCCCGUGCACUAAUGAACUGCUGCGGUUCCCGCCGGGGCCUCCUCACCAGCGUCUGCACUGACGUCGCUUAACGUCGCCAGGAAAGAAACACCAGCGUUAUUCUCUUUAUUGUUAUUAUCUUGUUUGUCGGUUUUCUUCGUGAUUAAUGCACAAAAACUGAAUCCGGAGGUCGGAGGUCGGACAGCAGCACGCACGGACGGACGGGGAGCCUCCAUGAACGAGGAGAGACUGUUAGGAGCAGGCUGUUACUGCACACGCUUGUGUGUUAACAUGAGAACAAUGUAUAGUUACUAAAUAGAUUUUAUUGUAGAGGUUUCUAAAUUAUUCUUUUAACCAUGUGUUGGUGUGAAAUUUGGCCGACUGUCUUCCGAAGUUCUGUCUUGCUGUGUUCUCACUUCAUACCCCUUGAUGUUGUUGUUUUUCCUCCUCUUUGAAUGUAUUUUAUUUCCACGUAAACAUUACUCCUGUCCCGUCUUCCAAGUGCCUAAAUCCUGUCGAUUAACUCGGACUUCUCGUCUUAUGCAGGUGGUGAUUUGUUAGUACGCUAGUGAAUAUAGCCGGAUAUUAAAAUCAAUCUGGUUGUGGUUAUUUUAUAUGUGCUGUUACUUUUACUUUUUUUUUUUUUACAAUAAAUUUGAUUUGAGUUCUGUGA
This is a messenger RNA of Cololabis saira (Pacific saury), 2459 nucleotides long. RefSeq names its product branched chain amino-acid transaminase 2, mitochondrial (gene bcat2). Gene Ontology annotation, biological process: L-valine biosynthetic process; L-leucine biosynthetic process. Bases 70 to 1242 code for a protein of 390 amino acids. Gene Ontology annotation, molecular function: branched-chain-amino-acid:2-oxoglutarate transaminase activity. NCBI's taxonomy places the organism in Eukaryota, Metazoa, Chordata, Actinopteri, Beloniformes, Belonidae. The transcript has 11 exons. The record is from RefSeq and is a predicted model, not a curated record. Gene Ontology annotation, cellular component: mitochondrion.